Oncorhynchus masou masou (cherry salmon) is the source of this 1203-nucleotide messenger RNA. Its product is annotated as histidine-rich glycoprotein-like. The transcript is spliced from 2 exons. Lineage: Eukaryota; Metazoa; Chordata; Actinopteri; Salmoniformes; Salmonidae. The coding region runs from base 1 to 1203 and encodes 400 amino acids. The record is from RefSeq and is a predicted model, not a curated record.
AUGCAACCGGUCAGGAUGCUCUCGGUGGUGCAGCUGUUGAACCUUCUGAGGAUCCCCAUAAUGACUGUCGUUCUGACCAAUUCCAAGCAGCAUUCCAGAGAGCAGCAUUCCAUCAAGCAGCAUUCCAGAGAGCAGCAUUCCAUCGAGCAGCAUUCCAGAGAGCAGCAUUCCAGAGAGCAGCAUUCCAUCGAGCAGCAUUCCAGAGAGCAGCAUUCCAUCAAGCAGCAUUCCAUCAAGCAGCAUUCCAUCGAGCAGCAUUCCAUCAAGCAGCAUUCCAGAGAGCAGCAUUCCAUCAAGCAGCAUUCCAGAGAGCAGCAUUCCAGAGAGCAGCAUUCCAGAGAGCAGCAUUCCAUCGAGCAGCAUUCCAGAGAGCAGCAUUCCAUCAAGCAGCAUUCCAUCAAGCAGCAUUCCAUCGAGCAGCAUUCCAUCGAGCAACAUUCCAUCAAGCAGCAUUCCAUCGAGCAGCAUUCCAUCAAGCAGCAUUCCAGAGAGCAGCAUUCCAGAGAGCAGCAUUCCAGAGAGCAGCAUUCCAGAGAGCUGCAUUCCAGAGAGCAGCAUUCCAUCAAGCAGCAUUCCAGAGAGCAGCAUUCCAUCGAGCAGCAUUCCAUCAAGCAGCAUUCCAUCAAGCAGCAUUCCAGAGAGCAGCAUUCCAUCAAGCAGCAUUCCAUCGAGCAGCAUUCCAGAGAGCAGCAUUCCAGAGAGCAGCAUUCCAGAGAGCAGCAUUCCAUCAAGCAGCAUUCCAUCAAGCAGCAUUCCAUCAAGCAGCAUUCCAUCGAGCAGCAUUCCAUCAAGCAGCAUUCCAUCAAGCAGCAUUCCAUCGAGCAGCAUUCCAUCAAGCAGCAUUCCAGAGAGCAGCAUUCCAGAGAGCAGCAUUCCAUCAAGCAGCAUUCCAUCGAGCAGCAUUCCAGAGAGCAGCAUUCCAGAGAGCAGCAUUCCAGAGAGCAGCAUUCCAGAGAGCAGCAUUCCAGAGAGCAGCAUUCCAGAGAGCAGCAUUCCAUCAAGCAGCAUUCCAGAGAGCAGCAUUCCAUCAAGCAGCAUUCCAGAGAGCAGCAUUCCAGAGAGCAGCAUUCCAUCAAGCAGCAUUCCAGAGAGCAGCAUUCCAGAGAGCAGCAUUCCAGAGAGCAGCAUUCCAGAGAGCAGCAUUCCAGAGAGCAGCAUUCCAGAGAGCAGCAUUCCAGAGAGCUAGCAGGGAAGUGUCUGUGA